GUUUUAUGACAUGACUCGGUCUUCUACAUCACAAACUGGCAAAACUUACCUCGACUUUCUGCUUUUGUAGGGACAAUCACCAGAUCCUUACUCUCAGAUCUACCUCUUCUUUCUUCUUUCUGGACCUAACUUUCAUCGUUUGUAUACGCAAAAGCACUAAACUAACCCAGUUGGCCAUUGCCCUCUUGAAGUUUGGAUUUUUAUUCCUUGUUUGGUGCUAGACUGCUAGUCAUGGAUCCUUACUCCUGGGGGUCGUGUAGGAAUGGCAAUGUUAUUAAGAGUGUAAGUGAUGAGUUAUUUGUGAACAAUGGGUUGCAAGGGAGAGCUAGAAAUGGGUCAUCUUCAUAUUCGUCGUUGGUUUUGGAUUGUGAGAGAGGAGAGCUUGUGGAAGCUAAUGUGAAGUUGCAGAGAAAAGAAGUCCCAGUGGAGAGAAGUGUUACGGCUUUGAAGAAUCAUAUCGAAGCAGAGAGGAGGCGGAGAAGGAGGAUUAAUGCGCAUCUUGAUUCGCUUAGGAGCUUAAUACCUGGUGCACAUAAGAUGGAUAAAGCUACUGUGCUGACUGAGGUUAUCAACCAGUUAAAAGAACUGAAAGAGAAUGCCACAGAAGCUACUGAAGGCUUUCUCAUACCAACAGACAUUGAUGAAGUGAAAGUUGAACAGCUGGAGGAGGGACUUGACGGAACCCCUCAUUCAAUCAAGGCAUCUCUGUGUUGCAACUAUAAACCAGGACUUCUUUCCGACUUAAGACAAAAGCUUGAUGCUCUCCAUCUGAUGAUAGUGAAGGCAGAGAUCGCAACAUUGGGAGGCAGGAUGAAGAAUGUUAUUGUAUUGGUUAGCUGUAAAGAGAAGAACUUUGAAAAUACUGAAGUUUGCCAGUCUCUUGUGAAGUCUGUUCACCAGGCACUUAUGUCUGUCCUUGACAAAUUUUCAGCCACGGAGGAGUUCCUUUUGGGAGCUGGACUUUCAAACAAGAGGAGAAGAGUUUCUUCGUUUGAUUCUUCCUUGUUGUCUUCAUCAGGGGAUCUCUGGGAGUUUCAAAUGUAUCAAUGGCUUGUGCCUUCAUGGUAGAUUAGUGAGCGAUCUUCAGCAAUAUGUGCAUCAUAGACAGUACAGCAAAGCUAUUCUGUCCAGUUGAUGUAAUUUCAAUUAUCACUCGAUCUCUUGGAUGAAUAAAUCGAAAAAGGAUUCUCAGUCAAA
Messenger RNA from Mangifera indica (mango), 1197 nucleotides. RefSeq names its product transcription factor bHLH30-like. The record is from RefSeq and is a predicted model, not a curated record. Gene Ontology annotation, biological process: regulation of DNA-templated transcription. The transcript has 3 exons. Lineage: Eukaryota; Viridiplantae; Streptophyta; Magnoliopsida; Sapindales; Anacardiaceae. The coding region runs from base 232 to 1068 and encodes 278 amino acids. Gene Ontology annotation, molecular function: DNA-binding transcription factor activity; protein dimerization activity.